AUGUCACCAAACACUCUGGUCGAUGCUACGCUAGGAUAUACAACAGUACUAGGGAGCUGUGCUUUCCUUUCCCUCUCCUUCCCUUCCCACCUCAGGUCAUGGUCAGGACUCAAGGCAAGGGGUGUCAACCUUCGUAUGCCGAAUGAACGAAGCCCUGGAAGAAGUCGAACCGGGCCUGAGGAGGAGGCCGACGACGACAAGCAAGUCGACGCGGGAGGAGCCGGGAUCAGCGGACGGUUUGACAAGACAUGA
Molecule: messenger RNA, 252 nt
Organism: Colletotrichum higginsianum IMI 349063
Lineage: Eukaryota; Fungi; Ascomycota; Sordariomycetes; Glomerellales; Glomerellaceae
Exons: 3
Coding region: 1-252 (83 amino acids)
Source: RefSeq, a predicted model, not a curated record